Miniopterus natalensis is the source of this 462-nucleotide messenger RNA. RefSeq names its product chromosome 20 C22orf15 homolog (gene C20H22orf15). The record is from RefSeq and is a predicted model, not a curated record. NCBI's taxonomy places the organism in Eukaryota, Metazoa, Chordata, Mammalia, Chiroptera, Miniopteridae.
AUGUUUAUCACAGUGAUGUUUGGAGCUGGCUGCUGGGAGCUGGUGAACACGUGGUGCAGCUUGGUGACUCUCACUGCCCACCUAAGGCAGAGGGGGCGGGUGCCUCCAGAUGCAACCAUCGCUCUCCUGGCUGAGGAUGGGCACCUGGUGAGCCUGGGCAAAGACCUGGAGAAGGGGGCUUCUCAGGGUCCCUCCACAGGCAGCCCCCUGAUGCAGGAGCGUGGGACCUAUGUCCUCGUGCAGGUCAUCAAUGGGGAGGGAGGGGCCCCCACUCGCUAUGAGUCCCUACUGGAAAACCUGGAUGACCGGUGUCCAGAGCUGGCAGAGGAGCUGCGUUGGCUGUCAGGUCUACCCUCAAUGGGCAGCCGGAGGAGACGUACUGGCACUCGGCGUAGCCACCAGCAGCAAGGCCCUCCUUUAAGGCCCCAAAGGCUGGGCUCCCUACUGUCCAGGACCCGCUAG